This is a messenger RNA of Sander lucioperca (pikeperch), 1324 nucleotides long. RefSeq names its product ring finger protein 151 (gene rnf151). Bases 391 to 1131 code for a protein of 246 amino acids. The transcript is spliced from 4 exons. NCBI's taxonomy places the organism in Eukaryota, Metazoa, Chordata, Actinopteri, Perciformes, Percidae. Gene Ontology annotation, biological process: regulation of canonical NF-kappaB signal transduction; positive regulation of JNK cascade. The record is from RefSeq and is a predicted model, not a curated record. Gene Ontology annotation, cellular component: plasma membrane signaling receptor complex. Gene Ontology annotation, molecular function: zinc ion binding.
AUAGGUGGAUGUUAUGUGAUCAUUAGAGUCUCUAAAUUAACUUUGACUUUUAAAUUUGGUCCCUGAGGCUCACAACAAUAGACUCAGCUGGAGCUAUUCAUGUUCAAAAGUUCCUGUUUGACUCGUGGAGGCUGAGCUUUGAUGCUAGAACAGAAGGGAAAGGACGCGCUCCAUAAUGAGCGCCAUUAUCUCCGUCCGUUUCCAUAAUUUACUGUUUUCAUUUGUCCGCGCGCGCACACACACGGUCCCUUCUUCAUGUUUUGUCAGGAAUGUUCAUGUGUGUGUUGUAUUGAUAACGCGGGUGUGUUUCGCGUGUGACAUGUGAGUGGACCGAUAUGGAGAGAUAACAUCGCCCCGGGAAUGGAAACACGGUGAAGAAAGAAGAUUGUCAUGGCGGACCCAGAGGUGUCAACACAGAGUGGGGGCUAUGAUGUGGAGCUGUUUGUGGACACUCCAGACUACGAUCUGGUCUGCACCAUAUGCCAGGGGGUCCUCAGGUGUCCAGUAAGAGCUGCAUGCCACCACAUCUUCUGUAAGAAAUGCAUCUUACAGUGGCUGAAGAGGCAAGAAACCUGCCCCUGCUGCAGGAAGCCUGUUAACCCGAGCUUGAUCUUUGUCAUGUUCAAGCUGAGCAAAUCUAUUGGACGCAUGAAGAUCAAGUGUAAGAAUGAGAUCCGUGGUUGUGCAGAGACCUUCUCCCUUUCGGAGCAGUACUGCCACAGCAUGAGCUGUCUGUACGAGCUCAUCCCCUGUCCAUACCAGGGCUGCCGGGCGCAGCUCCUCCGCCGGGACCUGGACACCCACGCACGUCACUGCGAACACUGGCGUCAGCCCUGCCACAUGGGCUGCGGGACAAUUCUCUCCCACCGCACCCAGGCUCAGCACAACUGCUACAAGCAACUGAGGCAGGAGUAUGAAGUCAGACAGAGGAACCACAGGGCCAUCGCCACCGCCCUGCAGAGGAAGAUGAGGAGGAUGCAGAGCACCAUGGCCCACAUGAAGAGGCAAAUAGGGCUGAUCUGUGAGAGCCUGGAGGUAAUGGACGAUCUUCACGAGGUAGAGGAGGAGGACCUUGGGGAGAGCAGUGGCAGCUCUAGUGGGACUCCAAGUACCAACAACGGCAACUGCUGAGGGACGAGUCAGUUACUGCUGCUGGUUGGCUGCUGCUGUGUAUAAUUUCUGCAUGUGUUCAUUUCUUCAAAGGUGUGUGCUUUUAGAAUAUAUAGGUAGGUAUAUGAUUAAAAAAGAGUGAAUUUGUAACAAUUUUGUGCUGUUGUUUCAUCUAUUUUUUAAAUAAAUCAUUAAACUGUCAUCCUAAACUUCA